This is a messenger RNA of Stylonychia lemnae, 342 nucleotides long. NCBI's taxonomy places the organism in Eukaryota, Ciliophora, Spirotrichea, Sporadotrichida, Oxytrichidae. The record is from the annotation of a GenBank genome assembly.
AUGUAAAUUCUUACUACUCUCUUCCUACUGCUUAGUCUAACUUUUACUAUCCAGGCAACAAAAGUCAACCUAUUGCUAAAUUCUAAAGCAAAAACAGAAGAUAAGAUCUAAUAGUACAAUACUGUGCUAGUACUCGCUUCUAAGAGAAUAUGUGUAGUCACUGAUCCAAAAAAUAUGUUCUAUGGCUCUUCUUGCGGCUUUGAAGUUGAAAUUCAACAAGCAGAUGGUAAAAUGAUUGUUAAAAGAUGUAUAUUGACUACUAAUGCUAUGUGCUAAACUCCAACUGCUUGCGAGAAACACAGAUAUGUCUCCUUAAAUGACCCGUGCUGGAAGACAGUUUGA